This is a messenger RNA of Cutaneotrichosporon oleaginosum, 851 nucleotides long. RefSeq lists its product as uncharacterized. Gene Ontology annotation, molecular function: hydrolase activity, hydrolyzing N-glycosyl compounds. Gene Ontology annotation, cellular component: cytosol. Lineage: Eukaryota; Fungi; Basidiomycota; Tremellomycetes; Trichosporonales; Trichosporonaceae. The record is from RefSeq and is a predicted model, not a curated record. Gene Ontology annotation, biological process: cytokinin biosynthetic process.
CGUCCACCACUCCAUUCACAAUGUCCAGCACGCCCUCCCGCGCUUCGCCCUCGCCGUUUGCUGGCGACGCAGGCUACGCUAAGCCUGUCUGCGUCUUCUGUGCAUCAUCGCCGGGUGCCGAUGCGAUGUAUGCCACGGCGGCAGAGAGUGUUGGUGUCGCGCUGGCGAACGCGCACAUUCCAGUCGUGUACGGUGGCGGUCGUCGUGGCCUCAUGGGUGUCGUCUCGCACGCCGCCCUAGAGGCUGGUGGCCGCGUCCACGGCGUUCUCCCGAGAGCACUGAUGGCCCGUGCGGCGGAGAGCACCCCCAUCCCGUCCCGCGACGCCAACCCGGCGCACGCCGCCAAGUCUGCCGAAGGUUUGGGGAAGGAUCUGCUCGCGGAUGACUAUGACGGUCGGCUCACGAUGGAGGUCGUCGGGAGCAUGCACGAGCGCAAGGCCAAGAUGGCACAGCUGAGCACCGGCGGCUUCAUCGUGCUCCCCGGCGGCUAUGGGACGUUCGAGGAGCUGCUCGAGAUGGUCACCUGGAAUCAGAUCGGGAUGCACUCGCUCCCCGUGAUUGUCUUGAACAUGAACAACUACUACUCACCCCUGCGUGCGCUCUUCGAGGGCGCCGUCGCGUCUGGCUUCAUCAAAGCCGAGAACCUGGCACUCGUACGCAUCAUCGACCUUCCCGGCGACGGGAACACUGACGGUGCGCGCGCCGCCGAGUGGGGCCCAGCCGCCGUGGAGGCGCUCCGCCAAUGGUCUCUGCCCGACGGCGCCGGCUACGGGUUCAAGUGGGAUGACGUCAAGCCCGCCGACCUCGGCCUGCAGGCGAGCACAUAGAUGUGAUGCAUAAUUGACUCUAGA